Molecule: messenger RNA, 2333 nt
Organism: Capra hircus (goat)
Lineage: Eukaryota; Metazoa; Chordata; Mammalia; Artiodactyla; Bovidae
Gene: SHLD1
Product: chromosome 13 C20orf196 homolog
Exons: 3
Coding region: 640-963 (107 amino acids)
Biological process (GO): positive regulation of isotype switching; negative regulation of double-strand break repair via homologous recombination; positive regulation of double-strand break repair via nonhomologous end joining
Cellular component (GO): site of double-strand break
Source: RefSeq, a predicted model, not a curated record
UGGGGUGCCAUUGCCUUCUCCCUAGGUCCAUUCACAUUGCUGCAAAUGGCAAGAUUUAUUCUUUUAUAUGGCAGAAUAUUACAUUGUAUGUAUGUAAGCCACAUACAUAGCUCAGUUGGUUAAGAAUCUGCCUGCAAUGCAGGAGACCCUUGGCUGAUUCCAAGAUACCUUUGUAGACAGGCAGGAUACUUGGUUGUCAUUCACUGACCUGCUUGUUCCCUUCCAGAAGCCUCUAGAGCAGUGUUUGGUAAGAUGAGAGCAGAAGGAGGAGCCACAGAUGCCUGCAGCAGAUAUGUUUGCUGAAACUUCAGGCUUAGUAGGCUAAUUCAGCACCUGUGCAAAGACAGGAUGUUCUUACUCUUUGGGAACCUUGAUCACUCCUUUCAGAAACAAUCGGCUGAUGUCUUGGCUCACUGUCUGCCUGAAGGAAUGUCCACAAUGGCAUGUGACUGGGUGCCCUGAGACAAGAAUGACCUUGCCAUGUCUCUCUGUUGAUUUGUUUUUAUACCUCCCUAUUUUUGCCUGAUCAGGUGGUAGCUUGGGCUGCAGUCAGGAGGCUCUGCAGGCACAGAAGGCUGGCAGGUCUUGGAGCUGGGUUCAUCCUAGGUUGAUACUUUCUACACAGGUUUCCUUGGGACUAUGGCAACCCAAGAGACCACUCCAGGUAGCCAGACAGAGGAGAGCAAUGCUUUGGACCUGCCAUCAGCUUACGACAUAAGGGAUUAUGUGUUGCAGAGACCCAGCCAGGAGACCAACAGUGAGGCUUUUAGUUCUGAGGAAGCUUGUUCUAUUCCUUGCUCUUCUGAUGUGGAUCCAGGUGGUUUCUUGGCUGUUCCUCCUUUGAGAAAGUUCACAUCUGCUCUCUGGAAGUCAAGAAAAGUCAUGGAAGCUGAAAUCUUGCCUACAAGAAACGGGGGGACAGUAUACUGCGGUCCAACGAGAGGCAACCAUCUGUUUGUUUAACAGCCUGCAUCUAAUAGUUUAUGCUGUAUGGAAAUAACUGGGGCUCAGGUUUAUCUCCCACAGAAGGACUUCAUUCUAACAUCACUGAGGGAUGCUUACAUGGAAAGCUGGUUAUUUUGUUGUAAACAUUCCAGAGCUGCCUAUUGUGAGAAGAUUUUCUACAAAGUAAACUUAGGUUGUCACUGGUAGUCUGGCUGUUACCAGGCCAUGAACAUGGGGUGGAGAGCCCCAGCCCCUGGGGGAGCCGCUGCUUCAGGUGCCCAGCCCGAUGGGGUCUGCUCUGACCUGAGCUGUGCAUUUGCUAUUGCUUCUGGGGGAUCUCCCCAGGCAGUGCAGAGGGAGGGCGUUUCCUGCCUUCGCUGCAUGUUCUUGCUGGUUGUGGUUCCACAGCCCUCUGGAGACUCCGGUCCAUGUGUUGGCCCAGUACCUCUGGACCCACAGUUUGUCAGAAUCUUGGCCCGUCUGCAUGCCGCUAUCUGUGAGCGUCCUUAUGGUGGUCAUCCUGUCACACCUCCUCAGCACAUCCACUUCCCAAGCUGACUUCAUUCUUGGUUUGCAUUUUGUUUCUGUGUGUUGUUAGGAAACUGUUCUUCCAGGGACUGGUGAACUGGCAAAGGUUUCCAGUUAUAGUCGCCAGGGUCACCUGCAUCGGGCGCACCCACCCUGCGACUCACUCCCUGUCCUUGUGAGCUGUGCUUGUCUGGCUCUUGCUUGGCUGCUUCUGUAAAGACCCUGUGUCCCUGCGCAGCUGCCUUUGCUGGGGCCUGUUCUGGAGGAGGCCCUGCUCUCCCUCCUCCCACCUCACCUCACACAAGACUCUUCCUCAUUCCUGGGCCGUGACUUGUACCCCCACUGCUCCUGCUGGAGCGAACCAGAAGGGAUAGUCCUCUGCCCUUAUCUCUUUACGUCCAGCUGCCAUCUCACUGCUUAUGCCCUGGGGCAGGAGGCUGGUGGCAAAGGACGGAGAUUUCCAAGAAGUAUUAGUCAGGAAAAUUAGUAUUAGAGUAUUAGUCAGUUCCAUCUGGGUAUCUAAGGCAGGUGAGGCCAGGCUCUGUCUAAAUAAACAGAGAUUAUCUAUCAUGAAGUGACCAAUGAGCCACUUCCCAUGAAGUGCCGGGAGCAAACAGCAACUUGUCACCUCCACCAGGCACAGGAUUACAAAACGCCCUCCCUCUGCACUUCCUGGGGCGAUCACGCAGAAGACCCACAUGUCAAGAAGGUCCUCCUGAAAUACUGCUUCCUUCAUGCUCUCUAUUUAAGUCCCCUUGAGAUGUCCUGGUCCACUUUCCUGCCAGCUCCUCUCAAGGCUUCUGUACCUCCUUUUCAGGACUAUGUAAUCUGAUGUCUGCAAUCUUUGUUCAAAAUAUUUA